UGUUGUUUGCUUUGGUUUGUGAUGCGCUGGAGUCGGCAUUUUAUUGAUUACACAUGGCGUACGCGUAAACUGGCGCUUGGCACGCAAAGCUGGCCCCCAACCCAAGGACAACACCGACACCCAUAUGGACAGGCAACGUUAACGUGUUUGUUUUUGGUAAUUCAAGAGCAAAAGCAAAGCUAAAAACAGCAAUAAACGAAAACUAUUAGUUGAGGUAGCGGCGUUUGAAUUGCUUUAACGGACAUUCACUCUGUGCUACGCAUUUGUUGCAAGCGUGUGUUGUUGCGCUGUUGCAAAACGCAAUUAUUGUAAUAUAUUUUAAUAAACAUAAUGUCGGCCACAGCCAAUGGCGAUGUAGCCGGGCGUUCUGAAACAGAUCGUGUGAGCGCCCUUGAAUUGCAAUCAAAUCGCCGCAUGCUGUACUUUAGCGAUGGAGUCAUGGAAGAGCUAUCCUCUAGCGAUAGCGAAACUGAGCCGGACGUGCCCGAUAAGGCGUACGAUGUACAGUUGCAGCGCGAAAUGACGCUGGGACCCCGCCUACGUUACAAGGCCAGCAAGGUAGGCAAUAAUAUACUUGCCGGCAUUGAUUAUGUCGGUGGCGGCCUGGCCUCGUUUUUGGGCAUUACCGAUUCUAAAUACGCCAGCGAACUUAAGUAUCACAAGCGCGCCAAAGAACAAGCUGAGGCCGAGGACGCGGCCGACACAGACCUUGACAAUUGGCAAGUCCACAGCAAUAAUAAUCGCAAUAACAACGACACUGUUGUGGUUUGUGCGCCUGCGCGUCACACGGAGAACUCCAAUCCCACUGAGUAUUGCAUGUCCAGCACUCCCAGUCGACAAUGAAUUCCAAAUAAGUAAAUGCAUUAAGCGAACAAUGCCCCUAAACAUAAAAUGCUCAUCAGGUGAAAUUGCAAUCCGCUUUAGUGUAAAUAUAUAUAAUUGUAUAGCAUGUAAAUUAAAUUUUUUCGA
Molecule: messenger RNA, 969 nt
Organism: Drosophila busckii
Lineage: Eukaryota; Metazoa; Arthropoda; Insecta; Diptera; Drosophilidae
Exons: 2
Coding region: 331-843 (170 amino acids)
Source: RefSeq, a predicted model, not a curated record